AUGUAUGCUCUGGCAAGCUCCUACCGUUUUCACUUCUUCCUUUACUUCCUGGCUGAUGUGCUUGAGCAGCUCAAUAUCUUGAACAAGACCUUCCAGCACAGACAGCUCGAUCUGGUGUCUGUGCAUGCGCAGAUCAAGCGGACAACCAAUCACAUCGAGAGCCGCUACGUGGACUGCGGCGAUGAAUUUGGCGGUGGCAUGAGCCAGUGGCUGUCACCUUUCCUGCAACGCCAUGGCCCGGGGUGUAACCGCGACGGCCGACCAGCUUCUUUCACGUUCACUCUUCACGACGAACCCGUGGACUCAUAUAUUGGCCCAGAGGACCACGACGGCUGCAUCCAGAUGUGCACCGAGUUCGCGGAGAGGAUCGUGGCGAACCUGGAGGGGAGGCUCGGUGACCUCGACUCGCUCUCUGGAGUCCGCCUGUUCAUUCCUGAUGCAUGGCCACAAAGCAAGUCGGAGCGGAAUGCUCGAUGCCAUGAAUGGCUGAACUCUCUGGUGACGAUGUUCAAGGCACAGCACUGCGAUGAGAUUUUACCAGGCGACACCAGCAAGAAGGGCAAGCAUCUGGAGGAGGCGAUAGAUGAAGAUGACGAGGAGGAGCCAGUAGGAGAUGCCGUAGAGUGUUCUAGUGAUGAAGAUGAAGAAAUGAGCUGCUAA
Molecule: messenger RNA, 660 nt
Organism: Closterium sp. Naga37s-1
Lineage: Eukaryota; Viridiplantae; Streptophyta; Zygnematophyceae; Desmidiales; Closteriaceae
Source: the annotation of a GenBank genome assembly